GGUUUCCCAAAAGCAAAAGGUCGUAUAUGCUGGCGGAUACGACCUUUUGCCAGAGAAGGCCAUUUUUGACAUAUACGACCUUUUGGUUUUAAACACGCGAUAUUAAGUCUUGUUUCCUCCCAAGUGUUUGAGAAAUAAUCGAAGAAUCAAUAUGAAGAAAUUACUCAAUUAUGUCGUGUUUCUACUCACGUUAUGUUUCCUAUGUGAUCUGUACAAUUCGCUUAGAAUUCUCGGAGUAUUCCCGUUGCUGACUAAAAGUCACUUCCAAAUGUAUGGAUCACUUAUGCGUGAAUUGGCCCGACGAGAGCAUCAGGUUGAUGUGAUUGGAGCGUUUCCUCUUAAAAAACCAAUACUCAAUUAUCGGGAUAUUGUCAUCAACUCCAUUUCACCACAAUCAAUUAUCAGUAAUGUUAGCUACACUGAUACACUUAAAAUAGACAGUAGGUCAAUGACGUAUUUGGCGGUAAUUCUGGGAAUAGAAAUUUGUGAGGUAUUAAAAGAUCCUAAUAUCCAAGAAGUGAUACACACCAAAAAGGGAGCAUAUGAUGUCAUUAUUGUGGAGUUACUAUUCGCGGAUUGCUUUUUGGCCCUUGGACAACAUCUCAAUGCGCCGAUUGUGGCAACCAGUUCCUGCCAAAUACCCGAUUGGCUGCUGACAUCAUUUGGCAAUUAUCUGAACCCUUCGUACAUGCCAAGCAUCAUCUCAAGCUCGGGUCAACGUAUGACAUUCUGGGAGCGAUUGCAGAAUACUCUGCUCACCAAUGUUCUCACUUAUGAAGUCUAUAGUUACAUAGAGACAGAAGUGGAGCAUGUCGAGAGAUAUUUUGGGCGCAAGCUGAAUUCGAUAAAGGAUCUCUACAAUGACGUUUCUAUCAUUCUUGUCAAUGAACAUUACAGUAUUAAUGGAAUUAAACCUAUGACCCCUGAUAUAAUUGCAGUCGGGGGACUACAUGUGGGCAAUGGUGAUCAGGAGCUGAGACCGGACUUGAAAAAAUGGUUGGAUGAGAGUGCUGACGGCUGUGUGUACUUUACAUUCGAUGUCAAGAUAUUUUAUGAAAUGGUUGAGAAAAUCGCACCAGUGAGAGUUCUUGUCAAAAUAGUUGAUCCUAUGGCUUUCCCUCCGGGCCUACCAAAGAACGUGAAGACAUCAUCGUAGCUGCCGCAAGUGGCUAUAUUGAAGCACAAGAACGUGAAAUUAUUCAUCACUCACGGAGGAUUGCUGGGAACUCAAGAAGCUAUUGCAUAUAAAGUUCCGCUGGUCGGUCUUCCCCUCUUCGGUGACCAAUACGCAAAUAUAAUGCUCAAUGAUCCAAGUUAUAGGAAUAAUAUUGAAAAGAUAUCAAAACUAUUUUGGGAUCGACCGAUGAGUACUAUCGAUACAGCUGUUUACUGGAUCGAGUAUACGGCAAGAUAUGGGAAAGUAUUGAAGUCCCCAGCUGUUGAAUUGGCUUGGUGGGAAUUCUAUCUGAUAGACGUUUAUGGAUUCCUCUUAAUGUGUCUUGGUGUUGCCCUCUACAUCAUCACGAAGAUUUUAGCCUUCACAUGGGCGAGUGUGAUUCGUAAUGAUGACGGGAAGUAUUCAAAUAAUGUAUCGACUGAAAUUGUCGAUAACAAGAAGUUCAAUAUGGAAAUAGUGAACGAUAUAAAAUCCGUAAAGAUCUCUGAAGAAUCCAUCUGUCCAAGAUAUCAUUACUCCCAUGUGACCCUUAAGGUACUUCCGCACGCUUUGAAGAUCCUCGGAGUCUUUCCGCUCAGGGCAAAGAGUCACUUUGCAAUGUUUGGCGCCCUGUCGAGAGAGUUGGCGCGACGAGGGCACCAGAUUGACGUGGUAGGGAUCUUUCCCCCUGAAAAACCACUACCCAAUUACAGACACAUUGACAUCCGUUUGGACAAACAAUUAAACCUCCCCCCCAAUGUGAGUUACGAUGCGGCUAUGGCACUCAGAGGAGUGUCUAUGACUCAGCUCGCGCAAUUUUGCGGAGUUGAUGCUUGUGAAUCGUUGAGUCAUCCUAAUAUGCAGGAAGUCUUGAGAACUAAGAAAGGAACGUACGAUGUGAUAAUUAUUGAGGUAGUCCUAGCGGAUUGCUACCUGCCUCUUGGACGGCAUCUCAAUGCACCUGUUGUGGGAAUCAUUUCAUUGAAAGCACCGGAUUGGGUGCUGGAACCUUUCGGGAAUUCCGUGAACCCCUCGUACAUGCCGAGUCUUUAUGGAAAAGCUAGUCAAUACAUGACGUUUUGGCAGCGAUUGAUGAACACAUUGAUUACCCACUCUGUCAUAGCACAGGCUAGGUACCACUUGGAUGCUCAGACCAAGUAUGUGGAGAAGUAUUUUGGAAGAAGAGUGGGAUCGAUGAAGGAGCUAUAUGACGAGAUUUCGUUGGUACUCGUUAAUGAACAUUUUAGCAUGAAUGAUAUCAGACCUACGACGCCGGAUCUUAUUGGAGUUGGAGGACUCCACGUGGUGGAUGAUGGUAAAAAACUGCCCCCGGACUUGCAAAAAUGGUUAGACGAGAGUACCCACGGUUGCGUCUACUUCACAUUCGGUUCGAUGGUCCACAUCGAAAGUUUCCCAGAGAAAACAAUCAAAAUAUUUUACGAAAUGUUUGAGAGAAUAGCACCGGUGAGAGUUCUUGUCAAAAUAUAUAAUCCUGCGGCUCUUCUGCCUGGUCUACCGAAGAAUGUAAAGACAGCAAAGUGGAUGCCACAAGUGCCUAUAUUGAAACACAAGAACGUGAAAUUAUUCAUCACUCACGGAGGAUUGAUGGGCACUCAAGAGGCCAUUGUGUACAAAGUUCCGAUGGUGGGUAUUCCUCUCUUCGUAGAUCAACCCGUGAAUAUGGCGACCUACGAGAGUAAGAAAAUUGCGAUUUCUUUGGAACUUGAGGAUAUCACUGCUGAUUCACUGACGAAUGCUGUGAAGACUGUGCUUAAUGACCCGAGUUAUAGGAGAAAUAUAGAGAAGAUGUCUAAGCUAUUCUUGGAUCGACCGAUGAGCGCUAUGGACACCGCUAUCUACUGGGUGGAAUACACAGCUAGAUACGGAACAAUCCUGAAAUCUCCGGCACUUGAGUUGACCUGGUGGCAAUUUUAUUUGUUGGACGUUUAUGGAUUCCUCAUAAUGUGUCUUCUCAUUGCUCUGUACAUCAUCCGGAAGAUUGGGGUGUUAUUGGUGAGGAUGGUGUUAUCAGGGGAAAAUCAAAAAGAAUUUUCUACUUCGAAGAAGCGUAAAUGAUUUGAAAAUGCGUUAUCACAUCGUUUCGUUCCAAUUAUUGUCAUCUUAGAUCAUUGAAAUUGUGCAGAACUGCCAUCAAUGUUCAUUUGUACGAUCAUUUUGUUUAAUAAAACUUGAGAAAUUGUCUCAGAA
Molecule: messenger RNA, 3364 nt
Organism: Diachasma alloeum
Lineage: Eukaryota; Metazoa; Arthropoda; Insecta; Hymenoptera; Braconidae
Molecular function (GO): UDP-glycosyltransferase activity
Source: RefSeq, a predicted model, not a curated record